Aphis gossypii (cotton aphid) is the source of this 4199-nucleotide messenger RNA. It is a transcript of the gene RapGAP1, whose product is annotated as rap1 GTPase-activating protein 1. Gene Ontology annotation, molecular function: protein binding; GTPase activator activity. NCBI's taxonomy places the organism in Eukaryota, Metazoa, Arthropoda, Insecta, Hemiptera, Aphididae. Gene Ontology annotation, biological process: regulation of small GTPase mediated signal transduction; activation of GTPase activity. The coding region runs from base 477 to 2666 and encodes 729 amino acids. The record is from RefSeq and is a predicted model, not a curated record. The transcript is spliced from 14 exons. Gene Ontology annotation, cellular component: cytoplasm.
AUAAACCGAUAGCGAAUUUUUUUUUUUUUUUUUUGUUCGAGUGCAGUGAGCCGAGCUUUUGAUAAGGUCGACGUUAUAUUUUAUCGACAUCAUAAUACGUAUAAUAAAACACGGUCGUCGUCGUCGUCGUUCUUAUUAUUAUCAUUAUUAUACGAUUUAUUUGUUUUUUGGUUUUUUUUUUUUUUAUUUUCCAAUCAAUUAUAACGCGGAUCGAUCGUGCUCUGUUCGAAGAUUAUCACGUUUAAACUAUUAAACUUUUUCGACAAAACUCGGCGGCGUUCGUUCUUUGAAUCGUUCGUUUUCGUUUUCGUUUUUUUUUUUGGCCCAAACGUGCGUUUUCGACACUUUGUUCGUUAUUAAUUGCCGACCGGUCGUGCGUAAUUUAUUGACGUGUGCGGGAGUGAGUGAUAAUCGCGGGGGCGAUCCGUGUGCACAUGAUCAUGGUUUGGCGCGCGUCUGGCGGUGGCUGAUACGAAAUGAUCGACAUGCAGAUGAUCGACAGGCUGGCGCAAGACGACAAACAAGACGGGCGGCAGCAAUCUGAUGGACAGCUCUAUUGUCAACACGUCAGGACCUGUGCCACCACUGGACAUCAUAAAGCCAAAUGUGCGACUCAAGAUUUGUUCGAAUUACUCGAAAGAGUUCAGAGUAAUCGAUUGGAUGACCAGAGAUGUGUUCUACCACCGUACUUCGCUCAGACAUCUAGAGAUGAGCGGACGACUAUUGUACCGACGCCGGAAGCGGCUGGAAAUGGAUCCCGUGAACUCUUAGAGGAGACAUUGAAAGGUCCUAAACCAUAUCCCAACAUCGUUUUACCGACCGGCGGUGGUUUUUGGAUUGAUGGCCAGGAUCAAAACGAAUACGAGCCUGCUGCUACCUCCGGUGGAACCUGUACGUGGAAUAAUAAAAUCGAAACCGAUGACACAGCCAAAGCCUAUCGCAGAUACUACAUGGGAAGGGAACACUUUAACUUCGUCGGAACGGACGAUCAACUGGGUCCGGUACUGUUGAGCGUGAAAACCGAAAGCGUGGCUUCCCAAGAGCAAACGAGACUUUUGCUGCGGCUGCGGACUGGCACCACGCACGAACUGGUGCCUUCAUCAUGCGCCACUUCAGCUCCCCACCACAUGGCCAGGCUGUUGAACGAUCAGCUAUCAGUUACCAAUAUGUCACCCGUUUUGAGUUGUAAAACAUCUCAACUAAUUGCCGCAUAUGAUGAACAUGUUCUUGUGUCGCACUUCAAAUUUGGUGUAUUGUAUCAAAAGCACGGCCAAACUAGCGAGGAAGAAUUAUUUUCCAAUCAACAUACUUCGCCCGCGUUCGAUCAGUUCCUCCAAUUACUUGGCCAGCGGAUACAACUAAAAGACCAUAAAGGGUAUCGAGGAGGCUUAGACACGCAGUUUGGUCAAACUGGCGACGAAGCCGUUUAUCAAGUGUUCAAAGACAGAGAGAUCAUUUUCCACGUAUCUUCUUUGCUUCCGUACACCGAUAAUGAUCCUCAGCAAUUGCAAAGGAAAAGGCAUAUCGGUAAUGACAUCGUGGCAAUUGUUUUUCAAGAAUCCAACACCCCGUUCACCCCAGACAUGAUAGCGUCACAUUUCCUACACGCCUACAUCGUCGUCCAAGUGAUCGAGCCCAACACUCCCAACGUUAGGUAUAAGGUCAGUGUGACCGCCCGAGACGACGUGCCUUUCUUCGGACCGACGUUGCCCAAUCCAGCCGUGUUCAGACACGGUCCAGAUUUCAAACAGUUCCUUCUCACCAAGCUUGUAAACGCAGAAAACGCCUGUUACAAGGCCCACAAAUUCGCCAAGUUGGAGUUGAGAACCCGAACGUCUUUGUUGCACUCGCUGUGUGAGGAGCUGAAAGACAAGACCAAAGACUUUCUGGGACACAACGAAGGUGGCAGUGGAGGCACCAGUGCCGGGACGGGUGGCGCGAGUGGCGGCCUGGGCUCUGAGCUGACCAAGUCGUCGGCGGCCUCAUCGUCGUCGUCGUCGGAAUGCGGCAAUGGUACCAUCUCAGGAGCAGGCAGCCGGUUCAUAGACACUGUACGCAAAGCGCUCAUAGCCCGAGUCAAGACGCAAACAUUGUCUAACGUCGAGGCGAACAACAACAUUUCGGGCGGCCUAUCCAAGAAAACCAGCAGUUGUUCGGCAGACGGGUCCAUACCGAGCUUUGGUAGAUCGUUGUCGAAGAACAGCAAAAAGAGUUCGCCCUCAUCGCCCAUAUCCAGUCCGGACAUCCAUCCGGUGCACAGGACUUCCAGUGGAGCUAGCCGCGUGGCCAUGUCGGAAAGCGAUUCGUCGUCGUUGAACAGCGUGGAGCUCGACGGACUGGGCAUGGCAGGGGCCGUGGACAGCGACACCGGUCUGGAAAGCAUGUCGUCGGCCGAAACGCCUAGCGGUAAACCUUGCGGUAUGUGCUGCUGUGACGCACCGAACAACGAAUCUCGGGUAGAAGGUCUCCGACAAGACAUAACCAGGUUAAAGUGCGACAAAUUAGAGCUGUUAAGACAGAACGUGAGUUGUCAACACGAAAUAAAGAGACUGCGAGAGAAAGAACUGGUAUUGCAGUCGGAACUCACGUCCGCGUCCAAGGAAAUUCUCAGGUUGAGGGAACUGUUGAAAAACUACACCACCAACCCCAAUCCGUCGACUGUUUGAAUAUAGGAUACUUACUGAUUUGCGACAAAGUUAGAUAAAACCGUCAUUUGUCGUUCACUCGCACUGUCACAAUAUCAUUCAACGUCUACAGCGAAUAUUUCUUCUGGGACAACCGUCUACCGGCGAAUAACAAUAUUCCGUCUUACAAGGUGGAAAUAAUAUAGCGUAACGCGAUACCAAAGUAUUACAUUAUAAUAUAAUUAUAAUUUUCAAAACGAUUUGAAUUUAUCGUUAUAAAUUUAUGUUGAAUUGUAUUUACCUACUAAAAUUAGCGUUAAUAAUGUAAAUCCAUUAUUAUAUUUAUUUUUAAUUGUGCUUGUAAUCUUUAAGAGAAAACAAUAAUAUUGUAUAAAGCAUAUACCAAAGUAUUAAUAUUUGACGUUUUAAUAAUAUUAUUUGACACUUGAUUCCGUGAGACAACGUUAAUUCGUUGUGUCAAAAUAGUAUCGUGUAUGACGUAAUCACACAAUUUUAUGUUAAUUUAUUUAAUUGGUUGAUAAUUUAUUGACUGUAAAAUUCAUCCUAUACGUCACGAAAAUUGUAAAUACAAUUAUUAUUACAUAGUUUUAAGUCUUAAGGGUUUUUUUUUAAGUGUGUAGUAGUAAAAAAACUUAACAAAAUUUUACCAUUUACGUGUCGGUACAAAUAAAUUUGAGCGUAUAUUAUAAUACAUAAUAUUAUAUUAUACUUUUAUUUAUUCCAUUUUUAUUUUUGAAUCAUAUAGAAAUUACCACCGUAAUAAUACCUAACCCAUGUAUGAAUUAUACAUUUUACUAUUAAUAUUUAUAAAUUUUUUUUUUUAAGUUUUUUUUUAAUUAUUCAAUUGUUUGAUAUAUAUAUAUAUAUAUAUUAUAUGUUUAUUUCUAUGAAGUAAAUGUCCUAUGUGUACUCAUUAUCUCAUUAUUUAAAUAAAGCUGCAGAAGUGCAUGUAUUUAUAUAGUAAUAAGAAACUAAUAUUAUAUCAAUGAUAUAAUACUUGUAUCUAUUAAACUUUUUGUAAAGUCUAUCGUGUUUUUGUCAAAAAUUUAUCGGGAAGAGGAAAAAUAAAAAUAAAAAAAGUUUAGUUAAUAUUAUAUUGUUGAUUAUAAAUUAUAAUAGACUAUAAUAGUAUUAUUAUGGUUAUUUUAACAGUAUUAAUUCAUAGAUAUAAUAGUAGUCUAAUUUUAAAAAAAUACGCACCUAACAUUUUAAUAUUAUAAUACUCAUGUAUACUUACAUAUAAAAUGUGAUUUUGUGACGCACAAAUGUUUGUUCUUCAGAAAAAAAAAUGUUAUUGGAAGAAAUGUAUGUCAAUUUAUAUUAUUAUUUCUAAUUGUAUAAUUUUUAAAUAUCUAAAAUUGUGAAUGUUUAUAUAAAAACUCAUAAGUUCAAGUAGGUACACACAUAUACACAGAAAACUUGUGUCCGUUCUGUUUAAAAAUCUGGCACACCAAUUAUAUUUUUAAUUUAGCCUAUAUAUGACUAUAUGAGUGUAUUAUGUUUUGUUAUUAUUAUUAUUAUUAUUAUUAUUAAUGCAAUAAAUGUUAAUUUUUA